This is a messenger RNA of Hermetia illucens (black soldier fly), 2271 nucleotides long. It is a transcript of the gene cin, whose product is annotated as molybdenum cofactor synthesis protein cinnamon. Gene Ontology annotation, cellular component: cytoplasm; postsynaptic membrane; postsynaptic specialization. Lineage: Eukaryota; Metazoa; Arthropoda; Insecta; Diptera; Stratiomyidae. Gene Ontology annotation, molecular function: molybdopterin molybdotransferase activity. Gene Ontology annotation, biological process: establishment of synaptic specificity at neuromuscular junction; glycine receptor clustering; molybdenum incorporation into molybdenum-molybdopterin complex. The transcript has 8 exons. The record is from RefSeq and is a predicted model, not a curated record. Bases 273 to 2096 code for a protein of 607 amino acids.
CUUCUCCCACACCUUAAUCAGCUGUUUAAUUCCGCGGUAGUGUUUGGAAUUCCUAUCAACAGGUGGUUGGUUUCUCGCCUUUUUAUCGGUUAUUUUCCUCUGGAUCUUGUCAAAACAUUCGGAUGUGCCUUGUGCUAACUGCACCCUCCAAAGGACGUGCAAGGGCAUCCAGCUGACAUCAAAUCUCGCACCACCGCCACUCACCCUCGAAGUUCCUUGCAAGGCACGACCGGUUUCUAAGCCCCGCCUGAUCUUCCGAUAAGCAAAAGACCAUGCCAGAGACGGUAUUCGCCGUGAUUACAGUCAGUGAUUCGUGCUUCAACAAAACCGCCGAAGACACCAGCGGACCAUGCCUCAUUCAAUUGAUCGAGGAGGCGUUCCAGACCUCCUCCAUCCUCGGGAAAAUCGUUCCCGACGAGAAAUCGGUGAUUGCUAUGGCUCUUUGUGAAUAUGCGGACCAGCACCGGGUGCAGGUGAUUUUUACGACCGGCGGGACGGGGUUCGCUCCACGCGACGUAACGCCGGAGGCUACCAAGUCGGUGAUUGACCGGGAAUGUCCUCAACUUGCGCUUGCCAUGGCCUUGGAGAGCUUCAAGAAGACUCCAUUCGCAGCGUUGUCUCGUGCCGUGUGUGGUAUCCGCGAAAAAACGUUGAUCGUCAAUUUCCCGGGGAGCGUGAAGGCGGUUCGAGAGUGUUUCGAGUCGAUUAAGAUGGUGCUUCCCCACGCAAUCCAACUCAUCCGCGAUGAAGUGAAACUUGUUCGGAAAACUCAUGAUACUGUCCAGCAACCCGUCGAGACCAUUUAUCGCCACGUUUGUCCCAAUAAGACCAACUCCGGCGAAAUUUCCGAUCGAAAUUCUCCUUUUCCGAUGAUUUGUGUGUCGGACGCUGUCCAAAUUGUUCUGCAAAAAGUGGCCGCCUUCGGAGGUGCAAGUUUCAGAGAGUUCUUGCGAAAUUUUGAGGCUCCAGUGGAUAUUCCGCCGUUUCGCGCCUCACUUAAGGACGGCUACGCCUUGAGAUCUUCAGGGUUCGCUGGGGUUAAGACGGUCGUCGGGUGCAUUUCUGCAGGAGACAAGGCUAACAGCUAUGAGCUGAGCGACGAUGAGUGCUUCAAAAUCAAUACCGGCGCUGCCUUGCCAACGGACGCAGAUUGUGUGGUUCAAAUCGAAGAUACCAAAUUGCUGGAGAAAAAAGCGGACGGAAGGGAGUAUCUUGUGGAGAUAUUGGUUGAACCGAAGCCUCUUCAAGAUGUAAGGCCAAUUGGAUGUGACCUCAAACGAGGUAGCCCUCUAUUUCCAAAUAUUGAUGUCUCCGACGUGGCCAUCCGAUCUCUAAUGGCAUCCGUGGGACACGAAUAUGACAUCAAAAAACCAAAAAUCGGUAUCAUAUCAACUGGGAGCGAAUUGGUUCGUCCCACUGAGGCGUACUCACCCGGGAAAGUAUUUGACUCCAAUACAACAAUGCUGGAAGAGUUAUUAAAAAAUUUUGGAUUCAAAUGCCAUGUCAAGGCCGUGGUGGAUGAUAAUUUCGACAAUGUCCGAAAGAUUGUUGAGAACAUGUUUAACGAAGUCGACUUCGUUAUAUGUUCGGGCGGAGUAUCAAUGGGCGAUAAAGACUAUAUCAAGCCCGUUUUGACGGAUCUAGGGUUUAAGUUACAUUUCGGACGAGUCAAUAUGAAACCAGGAAAACCGAUGACUUUUGCAUCCAAUCGUAUGAAAUACUUCUUCGGUCUGCCUGGGAAUCCAGUCUCAGCUUUUGUUUGUUUCCACAUUUUCACGCUUCCCGCCAUACGAUACGCCUCCGGCCAUGAUAUUAAUAAAAGCAAAUUGGCAGUUAUUAAAGUUAAGCUUGACAGUGAAAAAAUUGAAUUGGAUCCUCGUCCAGAAUAUGUACGAGCAACCAUAACUUCACGAAAAGGGGAACUACUUGCUACUGUAACUGGAAAUCAGAUGAGUAGUCGUUUGCAAAGCAUCCUUGGGGCAGAUGUCCUGCUUCAUUUGCCUGGAUGGACUCCAGAAAAGCAGGUGCUUACAGCCGGGGAACUUCUUGAUGCUUCCGUACUGAGAUGUGACUUCAUAUCACACUUUGAAUCUUAAGCAAUGUCCUAGAAGGAUAUGUUUCUACUUAGUUAAUACGUACUUAGGGUUAGUCCAUUGAUUAGGUUUAGAAGUAGAACUACAAGUUUUAUAGAUCAAAGCGUUACUUAUUAUAUAAGAAUACAAAAAUAUUUUUGGAUCUGACGUGUUGGUUUUCGAAUAUAGUUAUAGAUGA